Paramecium octaurelia is the source of this 606-nucleotide messenger RNA. The record is from the annotation of a GenBank genome assembly. Lineage: Eukaryota; Ciliophora; Oligohymenophorea; Peniculida; Parameciidae.
AUGAGUGGGUAUUUCUUUGUUAGGAAUUUAGGAGAGGAGUAAUAAGGAUAUGUUUUGAAGUAAUAAAUUAUAGUUAUAAUUAGAAAUAUACAUCUAAAAAGAUUCCAUUAAAUUAUUUUUAGAGCGCCUUUAGAGUCAUACAAAGUUGUCAAAGUGUUCUAAUUGAAACCUGUAACAAUUCUGCAUAUUAUAUUUUGCAUGAGUGAUCCCUUUAUAAGAAAAUUCGCAAUGAUUAAUUAUAAUUAGAGGCAAUCCUAUUUUACUGUCUUAGUAAUAUUAGCUUUGGGUUAAUUGCAUAAAAUAAUGUGAUUCCUUUGGAUUUAAACUCUGAAAAUCUAUAUUUGAUGAAGAAAGAUAACCGAAAAUUACAUGGAUUGAUUUAAGUAAAUUAGUGAAAUUAACUUAUUUGGCUAAUAGUCUUGUGGAAGUUCUGGGUUUAAGGCUCCUGAAACCAUUAAGGAAUAUCGCUGUAAUCACAUUCUGGAUUAUUGGAAUUUAGCUGUGUUGUUAUAUGAGUUUUCAAAUCUAAAACAUCUUUUUAAGGGCAAGACACCCUAUUAAGUGUAUUAGGCCAUUCUGAAUAGCAAAGUUGAAUUUCUUUAAUGA